This is a messenger RNA of Suillus subalutaceus, 1221 nucleotides long. RefSeq lists its product as uncharacterized. The record is from RefSeq and is a predicted model, not a curated record. NCBI's taxonomy places the organism in Eukaryota, Fungi, Basidiomycota, Agaricomycetes, Boletales, Suillaceae. The transcript has 3 exons. Bases 1 to 1221 code for a protein of 406 amino acids.
AUGUUGCGAGGCUCUUAUUUGACCCGCCAUUCAGAUCUCUUAGAUGAGAGAUUAUUGUCGUAUCUCAAGACCAAUGACGGCCAGCAUCUGUAUGAUGUGGCUUGCAAAUGUUGGAACCCUACCUUUCUUCCACCACUCUUGCAUCAGCCUGGCGACAGAAAAGAUGGAAAAAGGAAAAAGGAAAAGAAGGCUGGUUUGGACGAAGAGGAGGGAGUGGAGAGUGACAAGGUAACUGGUGUUAAACCCAGGAAUGAUGAGGAGAUGCUGGCAGAUUUUUUCAACAGAAUUAUGAAGGUGAUCACAAUUGCUAUCAAAGAGCUUCGUCAAGAUCUAGAAGCGAAGCGUCUCAAGAAAUCAGAAAGCCUCGAACUCCUCUGCCAAGUUGACCCCCGCACACAGUUGCAGAUCGAGGCGAUGGAUAUGCUUCCAGCAUUUUUGGGCUGUCGAUGGACUGGCUUUUUUUCUACAUGCAAAAUGACGAGCACACCACUUGCAGUCAAACCUGAUCUUGUAUUGCAGGACAGCGAUGAGAGUGACCCCGCUGGGUCAGACCUCAUAGCGUGGAAUGACGUACUUAUGUUCUGUGAAUUAUUGAAGCUUCCGAUGCGACCUGAAUUGUUGGAUACCUUGUAUGCAAAAGCGUAUGCAGUAUAUAAAGCGCAAUUGAAUCAUCGAUUCGUUUUUGCGCUGUCUAUCACCGACUUUGUCCUUCAAAUCAGCUUGUUUGAUCGCUCAGGAGCAGUCCAUUCACUACCUUAUCACAUCCACAAAAUGCCAGCCGUGCUCAUGGGAAUACUUGGUGGGAGUGUCUACCUAAGUGCCACAAAUAUUGGCUAUGAUCCUACAGUCAUGUUACCCAAAAUUCCUCACCACCUUACACUUAUGCUUCCUCAAACCAUCCCUUCAAUCAAAGUCGGUGACAAGAUGUCACGAGUUCCAAAUACAAACCAUUAUUCCUACUUGAACACUCGUAAAACACCCGUUAAGCGCCCGUCACAAGCGCCUGUCGUCAGCGCUCAGUCAGCAUCUGUACCUAUAACCUUCACAAACCCUAACCCGAACUCAUCCUUUACAUAUCCGAACUUCUCUAUCCCAUUAGCGCCCACUACUUUUAUCUCCGACAUUACUGAUUUUGACUUCCUUUCACAAGCGAUCAAGUCACAUGACUCUAGAACCUUUGAGAACCCUUGCACAGCUGUAACACGUUUUAUGACAUCAUAG